Molecule: messenger RNA, 1783 nt
Organism: Polistes dominula (European paper wasp)
Lineage: Eukaryota; Metazoa; Arthropoda; Insecta; Hymenoptera; Vespidae
Product: cytochrome P450 4C1
Molecular function (GO): monooxygenase activity; oxidoreductase activity, acting on paired donors, with incorporation or reduction of molecular oxygen; heme binding
Source: RefSeq, a predicted model, not a curated record
UACUUAAUGUACGAUACAUUUAAUUUAAUAUCAAUAUUUACUUGGAAAUGUAUAACCUUCGGACGUAUAGUUGUUCACACUUGUCAAGAUAUCUCAAGUUCUACUAAACCGAUUUGCAUGUAAUGUGUGAAGAGCUGUAAUCUUGACAUUAAACAUUAAGAGAUAAAAUGAUGGUCGCAAUUUUAUUAGGAUCAAUUUUGAUUAUAUUUUUAUUUCAUUGUUAUUUAAAAUAUAGAAGAGUUGGAAGAUUACUCAGAUUAAUUCCAGGACCAAAAGAAUAUCCGAUAAUUGGAAAUAUCUAUCAUUACUACGUUGACAAUGAUCGUCUAUUAGAGAAAUUAGAAGAAAUGAAUAUUAAAUUUUAUCCAAUUCACAAAUUUUGGAUCUUAACGUAUUACGGAGUAACUUUACUUAAUCCAGAUGAUAUUCAGGUACUAUUGUCGAGCAAUGAAUAUAUUGAAAAAGGAAUACUUUACAGAAAUCUUCAGCACUGGCUUUCUACUGGAUUAUUAAUUAGCGGCGGCAAAAAAUGGCACUUACGACGGAAGAUGUUAACUCCUGCAUUUCACUUUAAUAUUCUUAAACAUUACUGUACUAAUUUAAUUGAGGAAUCACAAAAUCUGGUAAAAUAUCUUAAAAAGGAAGGAAAUGAAAAUCCCGUUGUCAAAGAUUUAAGAAGUUUUAUCAGCCAAUACACUCUCAACGCAAUAUGCCAAACGGCUAUGGGAACUAAAUUGAGAGGAAACAGCGAGCUGGAAAAUAAGUAUCGUGAUGCUGUUCAUGUUUAUGGAAGUAUUGUUGCAUAUAGAAUGGUAAGACCUUGGUAUAUGUACGAUACUAUAUUUCGAUUUACAAAAAUAGGAAGACUACAAAAAGAAGUGUUGAAAACAUUGCAUAGUUUUUCAAGAAAUAUAAUUGCGGAAAGGAAACGUUUUCACGAACAAACUAAUGGGGAAUAUUUGAAAAUAUUUGAUAAUUUGGAUGAGAAUGACGUUUUUAAUGAGGAUUUGCAAUAUAAGAAAAGGCUUUCUAUGUUAGAUCUGCUUAUAGCCGCAUCUUGGAACGAUAAUCAAAUAGAUGCGGAAGGAAUUCGAGAAGAAGUUGAUACUUUCAUGUUUGAAGGCCACGAUACUACCGCAAGUGCACUGACCUUUGCUUUGAGUCUUUUUGCAAAACACAAAGAUGUCCAGGAAAAUAUAAGAGAUGAGGUAAAAACGAUUAUGCAGGAAGAUGAUAAUAAUAUAACGAUAUCGUCGCUUAAAAAACUUUCAUAUUUAGAGAGAUGUUUAAAAGAAUCGCUUCGUUUGUAUCCAAGCGUCCAUUUUAUAUCUCGACAAAUUUCUCACGAUAUGCAGCUAAAACACUAUUUAAUUCCAUCUGGAAGUAUCUGUGAGGUGAUGAUUAACUACGUGCAUAGAAAUCCAGAAUAUUGGCCAAAUCCAAAUGUUUUUAACCCAGACAGAUUUUUACCGGAAAAUGUUAAAGGACGUCAUCCCUAUUCGUACAUACCAUUUAGUGCUGGGCCGAGAAACUGUAUUGGUCAAAAACUCGCAAUGCUUGAGCUUAAACUCUUUGUAGCUUUUAUAUUGUACAAUUUUGAGUUAGAACCGGUAGAUGAACUAAAUGACGUUACAUUUUCGGCAGAUCUAACUUUGAACUCGUCUAAAUCAAUUCGAGUCAAAUUUAUACCUAUUCGAUAGGUACCUUCACAAAAAAUAUGUUCUAUAAAAUAAAUUAAAAAAAAAUUUUGCAGUUGUAGAAAAAUUUCCUGUUUUAAAAUAAA